Entrophospora candida is the source of this 297-nucleotide messenger RNA. Lineage: Eukaryota; Fungi; Glomeromycota; Glomeromycetes; Entrophosporales; Entrophosporaceae. The record is from the annotation of a GenBank genome assembly.
UUGAUUUGGAUAUUUUGAUAAACACACUUACCAAGAAAUUAAAUAAUGAAUUAAAUGAUGCAUUAAAUAUAAGAAUUGAUGGUGAAUCAGUUGGAUUAAUUAAUUUAAUUGAAGUACUUGAAAUAUUAGAAGCAAUAAGUAAUUGUAUUGAUUGUAAAAUAAAUUUAUUAAAUAAUAAUGAAAUCAAAAUUUUAUUUGGUAAAUUAAAUGAAGUGAGUGAAGAUCUUUUAAACAGUUUAGAAAUAAAUAUGUCAUUUGGAGGAGUAUCUGGAUUAGAUAAUAAGUUAUGCUAUAGUU